AUGACGACGCUUUCAGCAAAAUUAACCAAGUUAAAAUGCUCUCUUCACCAAGAACAUAAUUAAUCAAUUGCAGCUGUUUGUUUAUCUGAAAAUUGUAAUGAAACUAAGAGAACUCUUUGUUCUUUUUGUUUAUUAUAUAACCAUCAAGGACAUUAGGUUAUUGAAUUAACUUCACUCGGAAACAUGAUUAAAGAGGGACUUAAAAAAUAAAAUGUAUUAUCUUUUUCAUCAACCUGUAUAAGUGAAAUGCGUAAUUGCUUAAAAUUGAUUACUCAAAAAAUUUAAUCACUAUCUUUAACUUUUAAAGAAAUUAAAAAAAGAUUUAAAGAAUAAUCUUCAAUAGAAUUGAUUUAUAAGUAACUAUUCAUUAAUUCAAUUAAAAAAGAACAAGAAUUGGAAACGAUAAUUUAUUAGUUAAAAUUAUUGUUCAUUAACAAUUAAUUUAUAUAAACUCCAAAUUAUUAUUAAGAACAAUUAUUUCUCUAAACAAAACAGUUAUCUUUAAAUACAUCUUUUUUCUUAGGAUCUUUAAUAUUAAAUUAGAAAUUACAAUUUACUGAAGAAUAGUAUUCAAGAGCUACUAAUUGUAUAAGAAACAUAAAUGAACUAUUCUAGCCAUUUAACUAUAAUUUAUAGAAUGAUUAUUCAACUAUUCAAAGCAUACAAGAGAUAAAAGUAAAAUAUAUGGAUGUUAGCUCAUAGACUGAUAUAUUCUAAUAUCAAAACUAGCCAUAGCUCAGUCAAUAUCUUCAAUGGAAUUUAGGAUUAUACUUAAAUUUUGAUGAAAAUAUACUAAUAUCAAAUGGAUUUGUUAAGAUAUAUGAAAAAUUAACUUUGUACCCUUUCACUGAAGAAUUAUUAGAUAAACUUUAAACUAGUUGCUCAGAAAAUACAAUUUUGUGUAUAGGAGGUAAAAAAAAUAAUGAAAAGAAUAAAUUGUUAUUGUGUGCGAUUGAUUUUGCUUAAGAAUUAUUUAUGACAACGAAUGUAUCAUUAUAAGCAAGAAAAAGCUAAAAUACUGAUAUAUUUUGGUAUCAUUACAAAAAUAGAUGUUUUGGAUUUUCAAAAAAUGAAAAAAUAAGUGCAUCAAAUGCCACUGCUGAUGAAUGUUAAAUAUAGUCUGAAUAUAGAUUUUGCAUAUGGUUAGAUGGAGAUAUUGGUUUUAGGAUUGGGAACAAUAGAAAUUUAAAAUGUAGUAAUGAAUAUAGUUACGUAAUAUUUUAGAAAUUAUGA
Paramecium sonneborni is the source of this 1233-nucleotide messenger RNA. The record is from the annotation of a GenBank genome assembly. NCBI's taxonomy places the organism in Eukaryota, Ciliophora, Oligohymenophorea, Peniculida, Parameciidae.